Messenger RNA from Parastagonospora nodorum SN15, 300 nucleotides. RefSeq lists its product as hypothetical. The transcript has 2 exons. Lineage: Eukaryota; Fungi; Ascomycota; Dothideomycetes; Pleosporales; Phaeosphaeriaceae. The record is from RefSeq and is a predicted model, not a curated record. The coding region runs from base 1 to 300 and encodes 99 amino acids.
AUGACGCUGUACAAUGCCGAGCAAGCUGUGCAGAUCCCGACACAAAGGGUUGAAGUCGCUCAGUCCAUCAGGGUGGUUGAUCGAUUGAUCGCAGCAUGGCCGACGUGCAGACAAGAUGCGGCUCAGAGGUUCAGCGUCAAUGUCCGAGGCCCGAUUUCAACACUAGCAGCGCACAUUCUCCGAAGCUCACCAAGCGUCCCAAGCAUUCUCCUUAUCCGGCUCCCACACUCCCACACCAAGCAUUCUCACGGUGACGACCCACAAUACAAGAUGCUGUUCAUCCAGAUUAUGAUCCCAUGA